Molecule: messenger RNA, 1035 nt
Organism: Bipolaris zeicola 26-R-13
Lineage: Eukaryota; Fungi; Ascomycota; Dothideomycetes; Pleosporales; Pleosporaceae
Exons: 2
Coding region: 1-1035 (344 amino acids)
Molecular function (GO): acyl-CoA dehydrogenase activity; flavin adenine dinucleotide binding
Source: RefSeq, a predicted model, not a curated record
AUGGAAAGAGAUAACAACCAGCUGUUCCCGUGGGAAAUCUACAACGAUCUAGCAUCAGACGGCUGGCUUGGCAUUUGUCUUCCAGAAGAGUACGGAGGAUCAGGCCUUGGCAUCUCGGAAGCGGCCAUCAUGCUGCAGACUAUAGCUGAAUGGCGCCUCCCAGUCGCGAAGUUCGGCACGGUAGAGCAGAAAAAACGAUGGCUAGUACCACUCAUUCAAGGCAAAGAGCGAGCGUGCUUUCGUGUCACAGAGCCUAAUACAGGACUGAAUAAUUUACAGCUGCAGUCUACCGCAAAGAAGAACGACGAUCAUUACAUCUUGGAAGGCUCAAAAAUCUGGAUUUCUACAGCUCAAGUUGCGGAAAAGAUUUUGAUACUCGUACGCAGAACACCACUUGAAGAAUGUUCAAAACCUAGCCAAGGUCUCUCCCUGUUCUACACUGAUCUCGAUCGGAAUGCAGUAGAAGUUACGAAGAUUCCAAAAAUGGGGCGCAAUGCGGUCGAUAGCAAUACUCUUUUCUUCGAAGACUGGGAAGUUCCAGCCGAGGAUCUAAUUGGACAGGAAGGCGAUGGUUUCAAGAUGAUAAUGCAUGGACUGAGUGCCGAGCGGGUGCUAGUAGGCGCGGAAGUAUUAGGCAUUGGAUUCGCUGCUAUUCGUCGGGCGUCAAACUAUGCAAAAGAUCGUGUGGUUUUUGGUAAUCCCAUUGGUAAAUACCAGGGAAUUCAACGCCCACUCGCAGAAUGCUGGAUGAAUCUGGAAGCUGCAAGACUAAUGCUCUAUCUUGCAGGACGCUUGUACGACCAAGGCUACGAAAGUGGCGAACAAGCUAAUUCUGGAAAAUUCUUAGCUUCAGAGGCUGCUUUCAAAGCUGCUGAACGAGCAGUAUUGUCUCACGGCGGCAUGGGCUACGCAAAGGAGUAUCACGUCGAACGUUAUCUGAGGGAAGCCACAUUAUCGAGGAUCGCUCCGAUCAGUGGUGAAAUGAUUAGGAAUUAUAUCAGUCAGCGAGUAUUGGGGCUACCUAGAAGUUAUUGA